This is a messenger RNA of Symsagittifera roscoffensis, 10319 nucleotides long. Its product is annotated as E3 ubiquitin-protein ligase hyd-like. The coding region runs from base 16 to 9963 and encodes 3315 amino acids. Gene Ontology annotation, biological process: protein polyubiquitination; positive regulation of canonical Wnt signaling pathway. NCBI's taxonomy places the organism in Eukaryota, Metazoa, Xenacoelomorpha, Acoela, Convolutidae. The record is from RefSeq and is a predicted model, not a curated record. The transcript has 28 exons. Gene Ontology annotation, molecular function: ubiquitin binding; zinc ion binding; ubiquitin-ubiquitin ligase activity. Gene Ontology annotation, cellular component: cytoplasm; nucleus.
UCAGUUUAAAUGUGAAUGGACGAGUUUCGUUUUUUCACGUAUUCUCUUCCUGGAUCAGAUGACAGAUUUAUUGAAAAGUUAAACAGUGUCAGUGACUCUAUUAAUAAACAGAAAGUGAUAAAUCCCCCGUGGGUGGCAGCUCUCGGGCAGUCUCCUGUCCGACAGAUUGCAGUCGCCUCCAGUCAUGUCGCAAUUCUUCUAGAGGAUGGCAGAAUCUGCCGAAUUGCGUACUCAUUGAAUGUCGAACACUUGGAGUCUAACAAAAAUGAUUCUAAGAAUUUAUGGUCGACGAAGAAGCCUAAAAAGAAGAGUGCUCGCCUCAUCGGAGGAAUCACUGGCGCCGAGAGGGUGACGUACAGACGCAAUGUGACGUCAGCAACAAUUGGAUCUAGCUCCAAUACCGGGACAUCUGGUGGCGGUAGUGGGGCUCCUUCGAGACCUGGACGUCCGAACUACCGGAACCUCUUCAUGAGUAAUGUUCCCAUUAUGGCUCCGUCUCAGGUACCAGAAGACCUCAUCGUGCAGGUGCAGAACGUUUUGCAGGGAAAGUCUCGCAGUUUGAUAAUCAGAGAGCUACAGAGGACGCAUCUCGAUGUGAACUCUGCCGUUAACAAUUUGCUAUCGAGAGAUGAUGACGAUGGAGACGACGAUGAAGUCGGGGACCUAUUUGCCGACGAUUUGAUGUCAUUCGUAGAGAACAACCUAUCGGAGAGGGCAGGAAACUAUAUUCUAGAAUCUGACCAGAUGUUGGUCGAGGACUAUCUAAACUAUGCAACAGCAUAUAGGUCCUCAUCUUCGAGUGCCAGCGCGGGACGACAGCGGCUGAGUCUGAGAAACGAGAUCCUGAGAUCUACGGGAAUCACUUCCAACAGCGGAUCGGGAUCUCAUGGAGCUUCAGGAGUCGGUGGCGAACGUGCGUCUGGGAACGCACCAUCAGGUAACGCUUUGACCCAGGAUAAUUCUGGGGCUGAUAGCAACACUUCUUCUAGAGAUGACUUUGGUAGACGGUGGCUUGAGGCCCGACUACGGGACCCCUUCACCGCUCACUUGACUUCGACUACAGUGUCUGCUGCAGGUGCUAAUUCGGGUGCUGCAAAUUCGGCUUCGGCCGCCGGUGUUACGGGAGGAGCGACUGAUGCCUCAGCUCAACCCUGGGAGUUGAGUGGUAUUUCUGGGAGAGGGAAAACGGUGACUAUUGGAGCGGGGGAGUACGCUGGAAGUACAGACGCUAUAACCUGGGAAGAACCGGAGUGGUUUAUACUUCUUCCAGAUGCCGUGAGUUCGCCUCCUCCGAAGUUCGUACAGAUAGCAGCCAUGCACUCAGAGCUAGUUGCGUUGUGCAAGAAGGGCCAAGUUUAUCAGUGGAAAUGGAACGUCUCAAUGCCAUUCGUCCAUCCAGAUAUUGCGGACGUGCACCACCCGCGGAUCGCUCAUUUGGAAUUACAAAAUGAUGUCAUAUUAUCUUUGGCUGCCAGUUCUCUCAGGUGCUCAGUACUAACUCAGAGCGAAAGAGUCGCCACUUGGAUGGACCCAGUGGUUGCCAGCUACUGUUCCAAACUCGAACACGGAGCUAUCCCGGUCUACGAUACGGCCUCGUUUGCCCAGCAGCCUUUCACCACUUCGUUCAACGGGGCAGGAGAGUUGAUUAAGGAGUUGAAAGUGUGUGAUUUGUUCACAGUUGCUGUGGCGAGUUCGGGAAAACUGUUUUGGUGGGGAGUGGCUCCGUUUGCCCAGAGACGCAAACUUCUUGAAAAACAGGCCGCAAGUAAAAAUGGAAGGUAUUCAUCUCUAAACGACGCCCUGACUCGAGACAGUCAUUUGCAGAGCCAAGUUCCAAUCACGGAGGGAUGUAUGGUGACGAAAAAGAAAAGCCCUAUGUACCAUGCGGGUGCCAUCGGCUUCUGUGAUGCAACCUACCCGCCUAAAGUUGGACAGCUGAUGGAAGAUAUAUGGAACCUGGACGCUAAUUGCAGGUUCAAAAUUCUUCCUUUGGAGAAGAAACGAGAUGACUGCAAGAAAACUGAGAUGCUCCCUCCUCCCAGUCCAGUUUCUGUGGGCAGUGAAGGCAGCCACAAAUCAACAUCCAGAAAGCGAAGGCGAAGUGUGAGUCCACACCCAUUUGCUCAGAUGGAAGAGGAGAUUGAAGAGUUCUGGAACCCUAAGAACGUCGUGUUCCUCGAGGACUCCCAGAACAUACCCAUCGGAACAGUGUUAAAGGUUGAUGGAAACAUGGCACUGGUGAAAUUCCCGAGUGAUAAACAGCCGGUAGCAGCUGUUACCGUCUGCAGCAUGAACUCGGAGAACUCAAACCACUCCACCACUGAAGACCAGAACAGUCUGCUCAAAGACUGUCGCCUCUUCCACAAAUCCGAUCUCCAGGCACUCAAGUCAAACUCCAUGCCCAAGUUCAUGGACUGUGUACAGUGUCAUCCUAAGAACAUAUUCAGCAAUGCGCCCUCGAUGGAGAAAUUCAACAUUCUGUCUGUGGCUGUCGACUGUAAAGGUGUACAUGUGGUGACAUCUGCUUCCCAGUUCAAAUUCUACUACUGCAUCAUUGAGCCCAGUUCUGGGUUUGUAGAGGAGAGACGCUCUUUCUUCACUGACUUGCCAGCAUUCAUAGGGUUGAAGACUCCAAUCAACUUGCAAACCGGACCAGAGGAUCCUGGGAGAUUAAUGAUGGAUGGAAAUGGCUGCCUGUACCCCUUGUGCAAAGACGACGCAGGUCAAAUGAGAGAACCAGCUACUCUGAACAUGCUCCCUGUCAAAACGGCAGCUAUGGGGACCCACCAUGUCCGAGAGGGCACUCCGUCUGUUAACAGAGUUCUUCUCACAGCUUUUGUGACUAAAUCGAGUCCAACCAUGUCAGCCGUGCUCCAGUGUAACCAGAAUUCAGUCGAAAUGAGACUCGCAGAAUACGAGCAAAAUCCAGAGAAAGAAGGACCGGUGAUUGUCGCGGAGAGAUGUGACGGAAAUAGAAACAUUAUCCACGCAUUAGUGUCGAUCGGGCGUCCCACAGCAAAUACGAAUCAACAAUCAUCUUCAAACAGUGGUAAUACUAAACACAAAGAUGAUUCAAGUUCGACGAGUAACAGACAAAGUGGAAACCAGUCUAGUUCAGAUCACAACACGAACUCUUCAGGACCUGUAACGUCGGCAGCAUCCGCGAUUCUGCAGACACCAAUUGACGCGGAUCGAGUCAUAUCUCAUUUUGAGCAACAAAGUGCAGCCGCGACUACCGCGGCUCAAAGCGGGACGACAACAUCAGCAUCUUUGACUGCGGCGACCAAUGCGCUUCAGAAUGGAGCUGAGAUUCUCAGGAGGCUGAGAGAGGAAAUGAAUGCUGCGACUGAGGCUGCAAGAAGACAGCUGUCUAUGCCAGCAGGUGCUUUCGAUGCAAUACCCACUAUAGCUUGGCCGCCAGAUCCGCCAGCCUAUGAAAAUAUUCCACUGUCUACAGGGUCUCUUAUUGAUAUUCCAAUCUCGGCGCCGACAUCCAGAACCAACAUUGGUCCCAUUCUGAACAGUGCAAUAACAUCCCUAAGCAACACUCACACGACAUCGAGUUCAAUUGGAAACACGACUACAGUCACCACUAAUUUAACUAGCCGAGCGGUCGCUAGUCAGAAAGACAGUUCGGCCACUCCGAGCACAGAUGAAGAGAGACAGAAAGCGGCUCUGAAGAUCCUCAUCACUUUGCUCACUUUCAGCCGAGGAAAUUUUGAGAAGAGACUUGUGGAGUUGCUGUCGCUGCAAGACGGACGUGGAAUGACGCCCCUAAUGUUGGCGAUUAAUUUGAGAGCUUACAAUAUGGCCAUGUUGAUUUUCAAUGCAGCCAAACGAUUGGCGACUAACAAAUUGACGAAAAAACUUGACGAGGAAGUGUUAAUGAGCAUGGUGUUCCCACCAGCUUGUGCUGGAAAAUCCCGCCAAGUAUCUUCAAUUUCGUCUCGAAGCCAACUGCUCCGAAGAGACGAUCCCGACUACUCGCCCCUGUACAUGCUAUGUGGAAAUGAUAACUGCAGUUUCACAUGGACUGGCAAUCUUCACAUUAACCAGGACAUUUUUGAAUGCAGAACUUGCGGUCUACAUGAUACGUACUGCUGCUGCACGGAAUGUGCUAAAACGUGUCAUAAAGGUCAUGAUUGCAAACUGAAGAAAAUAUGGCCGACAGCUUAUUGUGAUUGCUGGCGACGAGGACGAUGCUGCGCCCUAAUCGAGGGAGAUCAAAAGGCAAGAUUUGACUUAUUGGUCGAGUUGCUGCAACAUACAAAUUUAGCUGCAGUGCCGAACAGAAAAGGCGAGCAUUUGUUGCUUUGUCUUGUAAACACAAUUUCUCGGCAGAUGUUGGAACAAUCCGGACUGUCGAAGAGUAGCGUCAGCCUAGGCGUUUCGGGAAGCAACGGCAGUAAGAGUAACAGGAACAAUCCAGUGGAGACUGAGAAUCUGGAUGGAAUGCCAGAUCACAAUUUGGAGCCCCCGAAGUUCUGUCGAAUGGCCUUGUGCCAAACGGUUGUUAACUGGAAAGCAGUUUCCUCAUUGAUGCUGCAAAAUGCAAAUUCGCCCGCUGUAGUCAGUGACGAUACGACGUCAUCUGCAACUGGACCUGGGCUUUACGAUGACCUCUCGCCGAUGCAAAGCUCAUAUUUGAAGAGUCAAACUGGAUCUGCGAAGCUCGACGCUUUCACGUACAAAUUGAUUGUGAAGUGCAAAAAUGAAACUGGUUUUGUGACCUUGGAGAAAUUGUGUGAGACUCUCUUGGCACAACUGAAGAAAGCGAAUGGGAACCCGGAAACGCUUCUGGUUGUGAGGAGAUUUGUGAGAUCUGUCUGCAGAGUAUUCGUAGUUCUCAGCAUGGAGACUCAGAAUUCGAAAAAUAAAGUGAUCUCUUCGGAGCCACUUAGGAAGUGCAAGACGGUGUUCCGCAUGUUGAUGGGAGUGGCGAUUGAGGAGUUGAUCGAGACUGCCGACUGUCUCCUGGCCCCUGUCAGAAUGGGCAUCUCCAGGCCUACACGUCCCUUCAUGUCUCUUAGCACAACCGACGAAAAACAAGGUAGUGCAGAGUUGUUCUCGAUUGAGCCGCUUCCCGCCAGGAGACACGUGACUGCGGAGGAGAGUGCAGCGGCUGCUGCUGCUGCUAAUACUGGAGGGGCAAGUGGUAGUGGGGGUGGAGUCUCCUCUAGAGUGCAGUCGAGGAAUUUGAAUGUGACAGUGGAACGAAGUGCUUCUCGGGAUCGCAGUGAUGAGACACGACAUCCUGGAAGACCCUUUGGCGAUCUGACUGGAUCCAACCGAAACCCAGAAGAAAACAUCCCUGGAUUGGGAAUGCACCAACAGGACCCGAGAGACAGCUUCGGAGGCCGAGUUGGAACUCAUUCGGGUCCGGGAGAGGGCGACAUCAGUUUCUCAGAUGGAAAUGAAGGUGUCGUGUUCGGAAGCAGCUCAGGUGGACCAGGAGGAGUAGUGAAUAGUGGGGGAGGUGUGGGAGGGGGACUGAGUCGAGGAGGAGUGUUGCAAUUGGAUGACUUCAACGACGAGCAUGACUUGGGAGACAAUGAUGAUUUGGACGAUGACGGACACGGAAGCUCAGCUGAUGGCGGAGUGGGAGAAGAUGACGUCACAUUCGAAGUGGACAUGAUGGAAGAGGAGAGUGAUGGUGUGGACAACAGCGAAGAGGAGGAGGAAGACGACGAUGAUCUGGAUGUGCCGAGUGGGGGCGAGGAACAACACCACAUGGUCCACGUGGACCAUACAAGUGCAACGCACAAUCCGAAUCAAGGCCCAAUCAACAGGUCGGCAGGUGUAAAUGCAUCGAAUCCUACCACUCUAGAUGCUAUGGCGAGUCCACCCCACAAUUUACACGGGAUUGCGGACAUUACUGAGCCGAUGAGUCCGGAUGGCGGCAGACAGUCGCGAGUGGACGGCGGAGGUGCCGAGUUGUACUUUUCGAGUGGUGGGAUUGGUGCUAACAAUGGACCGCCGGGCACCCGAGAGCGGCCCAUAAUUGGAGGAGCAUCAGAUGGAGGAGUGAUGUCGGAUGGCGAAGAGUCGCGCUCCUCCUCUCAAGACGAUGAGUCGGAAGUCGGAGCCGACCAAGGUCACAGAGGUGAAAACGAAAUAAUGGACGACCUCUAUCUUACUGAAUCGACAUUGGAUGCUGCAGUCGCAGAUAACAUGGCGAGCUCGCAUGCAAAUUCAAAUCAGCAUCAAACCAGCAGAAAUGUUCCGGUUGCAAUCCAAUGGGCCGUGGGUGGUCAACCGGUGGCUGUUCCGGCACCGCCGACGCGAGGAAUGAUUUACGUCGAUCCUUCAACUAUAAGGCGAGGGGGUGUAUCAAACGCGGCAGCGGUUGCCGCAGGUGCUGGAGGAUCUCUAGCCGCUGCUGCUGUAAACCUUGGAGCGGGAGUUCCAGGGUCCUCUUUGAGUUCAAGUGCGGCGGCUGAGAAUACGUGUUCGUCUACGGCUACGAAUGUGUCGUUGUCCAGAGCCUUCAGUCUGAUCAUGCGGUCGGUGACUGAAUUGGUCUUUUUGGCAUCUGAAGAGGAAACGGACGGAGGGUAUAUGACUCAACAGCAAUUUGACGCCUUGCAGGAAUAUGUUGACAAGCGUCUCUACAUAACGUGGGAAUGGCUCUCAUGUGUUCUGGACUCGGCUGAAGCCCAGUUGAGAUUCGGAUCUGCCCUCAUUAACAGCACAGAUACAACUCAUCCUAUGCAUCCUCUGAACCUAAACCAGCGCCGAGGCACAAACUCAACAAAUGGACCCAACUCGAACUCCAACUCCUCCUCCGAAUCAAACUCGAUUUCAAACUCGCGAAGAGCUUUUGAAGGUGGAGUUUCAAGGUCGUCAAGAGCUGCACAGCAAGAUAGCUCAGCGGCCAGGAAAGAUUUUCUAAACUACAUUUUAUCUCUAAUGCGAUCUCACUCGAACGAACACGCCGACUCUUUGCCAGUCAUUGAUAUCUCGGCUUUCAAACACAUUGCAUACGUUCUGGACGCUAUGAUAUAUUAUUUGAAAAACGGAAAAGAAGCGGUUAUUAAAUCGCAAGAUGUAAAUUUGGUCGGACCUAACGGAGAAACUAACAGCGUCAACGAGGAAACGGAAGAUUAUGACCAAGAAGACGAUUCUCUUGAUGAAGCUAUUUUUGUGGGACUUACCACCGGCUCGAGUUCAAUCGAUGAUUUCACGCCCUCUGAAGCAGUACCUUCGAAGAAAGGGUUCUCGUUCUUCAGACGAAGUCCGUCUACUCUUUGUCUAGGAGCUACAUCGCCGGAUCCCUUCAACCUCACUUACGCAGAGGCACUACCACUAGCAGAAAGACCUCAGCUUCUUACGCCGCAUGCUAGCAAAGAGGAAAUGUUUGGUCCUGCUAGAUUUGACGAAGCAUUUACGUUGGAUCGAAACCAAACCGAAGGCUCAAAUGAUACGAUUACGAUUAAAAGAAAUGAAGUGGAAAUUGUGCCUCUUCAAAUGGGAAUGGACGAUCGAAUUGAGAGUAGCUGGGAAGGAUUGGCGGGGACAGGGGAAGGAGACGGCAAUGAUAGCGCCACUGAAAACAUGGAUUCCCAGGAUGCUUCAAUUGGACGCACUGGUGCUAUGUCUCCGGAGUAUCUUCUCUUUUCGGCCAACUCAGCUGGCGGAGCUGGACGCACCUCAAAUACAAAUAGUGACACCGAAAGUGCAGAAGUAGGAGAGAACGAAGAUGACCUUGAAACAGGAGCACUGGAUAUGUCCAGCUCUACUCUGAAUGCGGCCGAGGCCGCCGAACGACAAGUUCACGGAGAUGAAAGUGUGCCACCGAAAGCAGCCGGUCGCAACUCGGUGAUUGAUAGCUCAACUUGGAUGGACGACAAUGUUGCGGGGUCAUCUUCAAGUGGUCCGGGGUCGUCGACGCCUAAUAGGGACUCUCAGAUAACAGGACCGCAUCCCAUUCAAGAUGCUAUUGAGGAAGUCACAACUUCGGUGGCAGAAAAUGUGACAGAUUUUACUUACACCCUUAGAAAGCUCCCUAGGGUUCCCAAAGUUGUGGAGACGAACUUCAAUAGAGACGUUUUACUAGGUCGCUGGUCUCAUUCUCUGGAACUGUUCGGUAGGGUUUUCAUUGACGACGUUGGUGCGCAACCAGGAUCUUUGUUGGCAGAGAUUUCGUCAUUCGAUGUCAGAGAAGCCAGGUUCAAGAAAGAAAUGGAACGAAUAAGAAAUAGCCAAACAAGAGAUCUUGCAUUAGACGUCGAGCGUGACCGCAGCCAGCUGAUUCUGCAAACCAUGAGACAGCUGAAUUCACAAUACUCGAAACGCAGCUCCUACCCUGGACAACCUCUGGCUGUUCACAAGGUUAAGGUUACAUUCAAAAAUGAACCAGGAGAAGGAACCGGGGUAUCCAGAAGCUUCUACACAGCAAUUGCGGAAGUUCUUUUGACGAAUGAAAGACUCCCGAAAUUGGACUCCCUGAGUGCCGCGAACAAUAGCACUCCUAUGAGCAGAAUCAGGAAAGUGCGAACGAGUAAUUUGCCCUCGUCCGCUAACUUUUCUAGUCAAAUGUCAUCGCUAGAAAGAAGGUCUGCAGCGGCUGCUUUGAUCUUAGGAUCAUCAAAUGCUCUGUCGAACAAUGCAUCGGCUGCUGGAAGUCAGAGAUCGGCGCAAGGAAUUGGAUCUCAGUCGACCGCAGGGGCUACUAACGCGGCAACUGUGGCGUCCACGGGUCAUUCUAGUUCGACUAGUGCUUUGAGUGGCGGAGGCACUGCUAAUUUGACCUUAAAUGUGAAUGCCCCACCGUAUGUUCCCACUCAAAGGGAACUGGAUGAAAAUUCUCUCAAGGCUACAAUUUAUGGAGUUGUGUUGGCUCUACAGCCGACACAUGGGAGCAAAAUAACAGGAAUGCUUGUGGAACUGGACAGAAGUGUUCUGACGCAACUGAAAAACGAUCUGGAGCUCCUUCAAGAAAAAGUAGAUGAAGCUGUCGGACUAAUAAUGAGCUGCUCAGGCCUGAACUCCUCGGUAAACCCGACAUCCAAGUCGGCUGCAGACGUGCUCGGUGGUGCUGCAGCUCCUGAUGAUGACGAAAGUGCGCCACUAUUUUACCAACCUGGAAAAACCGGAUUCUAUUCUCCUAGACUGGGAAAAUGUACGAAAGAGAGACUGGAUGUGUUCAGAAAUGUGGGAAGGUUGAUUGGCUUGUGUCUGCUGCAGAAUGAACUGAUCCCGCUUCCGUUGAACAGACACGUGCUCAAGUAUAUUCUUCACAAAGAGCUCUCGUGGCAUGACUUCGCCUUCUUUGACCCCGUGACUUAUGAGAGCAUGCGGAAGCUGGUGCUAGAUGCCAUGGACCCUGCAGCCGCCGAAAUGUUCAAGGAACUGAGUCUGAGCUACUCUGUGGUUCUCUGUCGGGAGGAGGGAGGGGGCGAAGUGGAGUUAGUGCCCAAUGGGGCCAAGUAUGACGUCACUCCGAAGAAUGUGUUCGAUUUUGUGAGGAGGUACUGCGAGUACAGAAUGAGACAGUGUAUGGAAAAACCACUAAGGAUGAUCCGUCGAGGUGUGUACGAAGUGGUGCCACCAAGCGCUCUUAGUGAUCUGACAGCCGAGGACCUGAGACUUCUGUUGAACGGAACCUCGACAAUCGACCCAAAACAGCUCUCGACAUUCACUAAUUUCAUAGACGAAACUGGAGGCGACGACCCUGAGAAAAUUAAGAAGUUCAAACGAUCUUUCUGGACUGUAGUUGAAAAAAUGAGCCAGAAAGAGUUGCAGGAUCUCAUGUAUUUCUGGACCGGAAGUCCAAGCGUACCUGCUAGCGAGGAAGGAUUCCAACCGAUGCCAUCGAUUACUCUUAGACCGGCUGAUGACAACUAUUUCCCAUCUGCAAAUACGUGUAUUUCACGAUUAUACAUACCGCUCUACUCGUCUAAGAGUCAACUGAAACUGAAGUUGCUCCAAGCCAUACAAGUCAAGUCCUUUGGCUUCGUGUGAGAAAAGUUUGAGCAACAUAACAUGAAGUCAAUAGUCACCGAGAUAAACUUUAGUCGAAUAGUUUUGGUUGAUAAUUCAAACUCAAUAAAAGUUUUUCGCAACAUUAAGACUGCACGCAUCAAAUUUGAAGGAGAUCUCAUUGAUUUGUGUAUUCUGCUUAAAACAAUACAAAUGAUGACUUAUGCUGAAUACGUUAUGUUUUAAAGGUGAAAGUGCACGAUAUUAUUACAUGCAAAUGAUGAAAAUAAUCUGAUAAUUUUAAGAAUAACAUCUUGCACUUAGCAUCAGUUGUGUAGAGGUUGUGGAGCUAUGUCAUGAAUGUACUGCAAUUUGUUUACCAUCAGAAGUUAAAUUUA